This is a messenger RNA of Cutaneotrichosporon oleaginosum, 572 nucleotides long. RefSeq lists its product as uncharacterized. NCBI's taxonomy places the organism in Eukaryota, Fungi, Basidiomycota, Tremellomycetes, Trichosporonales, Trichosporonaceae. The record is from RefSeq and is a predicted model, not a curated record.
CGCCACUCGUACUGACACUAAACGCGUCUACGUCGUCGAAUCAACUCCGCACGCGCCACUUGCCUCAUCCACUCGCUCUUCUUGUCACUGUUCAACCUCAUCUUCCGCCCCAUGUGUCAUGCUCUUCCUUCUUUCUCCUCUCGGUCUAUGACGGUAUUUUGCUCCCUCACCGCCUCUUUACACCGCACCCGAUCAUACCAUCCACCCACCCGAUUAACCCACCCUACAACCACCGCACCGGAUUCGCCACACACGAAUAACCCUCAUCCCUCAAUCCAUCCAUCCCUAUUCCCUCAUUCUAACCCUGGCCCCUUCGUCCCACUGUACACCCGCCACAUCCACCCCCCCACUCCACCCGCUGACUCGUUUCCUCCUCCUUGCUCCUUCUCUCUCUCGCUCUCUCUCCAAACGCUCUAAAUCACGCUCCUCUUCUCAUCCCCACCCCCCCCUCUUCCCAUUCUUGAUUCCACCACAUCUCUCUCUCUCUCUCUUUCUCAUUCACGUUCUCAUCGCCCAAUACCACCACCACCACCACUCAUAUUCCCCCUUCCCAUCCACCUCGCAUUCACUAC